Molecule: messenger RNA, 1769 nt
Organism: Schistosoma rodhaini
Lineage: Eukaryota; Metazoa; Platyhelminthes; Trematoda; Strigeidida; Schistosomatidae
Source: the annotation of a GenBank genome assembly
AUUUAUUUCAGUAUAUUGUUGUGCAAAAUGGGACAUAAAAAACGUCCAAAGUCAGUGAGGAAUGCGCGGAGCGCGGCGCUUGCAUUGGAGGAAAAACGUUACACUAAAACUCCACAUACAAUGAUUUUUUCACGUCCCGGUGUUGGUAGUUUAGUGAAACAAUUAUCUCUCGAUGUAAGAGAGAUUUUCGAACCGUUUACAGCUAGCCGUUUACGUGUAACCCGUCAGAAUGUACUGAAAGAUUUUAUUACUAUCGCUGGUCCACUGAACGUAACACAUUUGUUAUAUUUCACACAUCCAAAUGAUGAGAAACGUGAACAGAAGCGUGCUCGUCGGUUAGCUAAAGCUUCUGCAAAACAUUUAAAAGAUGAAAAUCAUACAACUGAACAAAAUACCACUGUAACUCAAGGAGUAACCAAUGAAAGUAGUAGUAGCCACGGUGGUGUUUAUCUACACAUGAUUCGUGUUCCGCAUGGACCAAGUCUUACUUUUCGUGUUGCUGAAUAUAGCUUAAAACGUGAUAUACAAACUUUGGUUCGUCGAGUUUUCGAUAGUCGUCAGUAUAGUUCACCACCUUUGUUAGUAAUGACUGGAUUUGGUAUGGGUGGUACAAAUGCGAAUACAUCCGCUCCAUUGCCACAUCUACGUUUAGUUGUGGAUAUGUUUCAAAAUUUACUGCCUCCAUUAAAUGUUCCGAAGCUUAAACUUAGUACAGUAAAACGAGUUUUACUUGUUAGUCGGGAAGUUGACACUGCAUACUGUAAUACUACUACUAAUGACAAUAGUGGUUGUACUAGUGACGACACAAAACAGAACCAACCACAGCAAGUGAAUGAUGUGAUUUACAUUCGACACUUUCACAUUCGUACUGAAAAUCGUUGUAUAAGCCGUGCACUACGACGUCUUGGUGUUGGCGGUGCAAAAAUGAAACGUCGAUGUGUCGAUAACUCUGAAUUGAAAUGUGGCAUUGGUCCAAGUGGUUCAGGAAAAACAACGGGUGUACCAAAUUUAGCGAAAUAUUCGUCUAUGGACGAUUUUUUAACUAAAACAGGACUUUUAUCCGAUUCAGCAUUAUCAGAUAUUCUAUCAGAUAUGGAAGAAGUUGAUCUAGUUUCAGAUAUUCAGUUGGCAAGUUCUGGAUUCGCAAACACAGAUACUAUACAAUCACGUAAACGUAAACAUGGUCAUGGCACUAGUACAAUACAUGGAUUAAAACAUUUAGGCUCAGCCAAGAAAGCUACAAUUCGACUUACUGAAAUUGGACCAAGAAUUACCUUAAAUUUAAUUAAAAUAGAAGAAGGUGUAAACACUGGUACAGUUUUAUAUCAUCGUUGGCAAACACGUACAAUAACUGAAUUAGCUCAUCAAUCAGAAUGUUUAAGACAACGUGAACUACUUCGUGCAAAACGUCGUGCUGAACAUGAAGCUCGACGUGCAGCAAACGAAGCUGAACGUGAAGCACAUCGUGCUAUUUGUCUUGAAGGUAUGAAACGUGCUGGUCAAUUACCAACACAAGAUGAAGUUAAUACUGAUGAAAAACUAAUAAAUACUAAGAUGGUUAAGUUUGAAUUAGAUGAAAAAACUGAAAAGAAACAUAAAAAGAAAUUAGAAGUCAAUAAAAAAUCAAAGAAAUCACCGGUUAAAAAAGCAUUCAAAAGCAAUCUCAUUGUUAGAAAAAAGAAGAAAUAACAUCAGUCAUUUUUUGAUUCAUAAUUUUGUUUCUGUAUAAAUUCAUGAUAUUUUGUAAAUAUCUAUAAAUCAUACUUAUU